ACCCAUUCCAAGACACGCUCGCCGGUCUCCCCUCCCCUGUUUUGCAAAAUAUUAGAUAACGCGUUUUCUUACUUUCUCCCUGGUCUUGCCUGUUUCCUCGCUUAAAUACACAAACAAAUCCUAACACACCCAUUUCGCGUCAAAUUAAAGAUCAAAAUCUUAAAAAAAAAUCACCGUUUGAAGAGGAGAAAACGAGAUUAGGGAUUGCAAAUGAGUGAUCACGUGGUGUUGGAUGUUGACCGACUCAUAAAGCCGCCGGUGACUGAGGAGUCUGUUCAGGCGAUCGUUAAGGAAGCCGACGCCGGGCCCUCGUGCUCGAGGGCAAGUGAAGGAACCGAUGGUCGUGUUUCAGGGGAGGAAGGGGAGGAGGAGCCGUUGAUUCAGGGGGGCGAGUGUCGCAUUUGCCAGGAGGAGGAUUCCAUCAGCAAUUUGGAGACUCCUUGUGCUUGCAGCGGCAGCCUCAAGUAUGCCCAUAGGAAGUGCGUCCAGCACUGGUGCAAUGAGAAGGGUGAUAUCACUUGUGAGAUAUGCCAUCAGCCUUACCAACCUGAUUACACCGCUCCACCUCAUCCACCACACUCUGAAGAUACUGCUAUUGAUAUUGGUGGAGGCUGGACAAUCUCUGGCACUCAACUAGAUUUGCGUGAUCCUCGCUUAUUGGCAAUCGCAGAGGCUGAGCGCCAUUUUCUAGAAGCAGAGUAUGAUGACUAUGCUACUUCAAAUGCUAGUGGAGCUGCAUUUUGCCGUUCAGUUGCUCUUAUCUUGAUGGCCCUCCUGCUCUUGCGGCAUGCAUUGACUCUCACAGAUUCUGAUGCAGACGAUGACGUAUCUACAUUUUUUUCUCUUUUCCUGCUUCGGGCAGCUGGUUUUCUUCUGCCCUGUUACAUCAUGGCCUGGGCCAUCAGCAUCUUGCAGCGUCGGAGGCAAAGACAGGAGGCAGCAGCAUUGGCAGCGACACAGGUUGCUUUUGUGCUCCAAUCAGGGCAACAGAGGGGUCUGCAGUUUACCAUUGCACCAGGACCUACUGUAACUCCUCACCAGGAACCUGUUUAAUAUUGCAAAAAAAAGUGGUUGUGCGAAAGUAAUGGAAGGAUGAAAGAGAGUGCCAUUGAAUAAUAUCAUCCAGAAAAAUGUUUAAUGGCCUGUUUACAAGGCCAAAAUGCUAUCAAUCAGUAUCUGUCCUGUUUAAAAACGUGUAUAUGCAUUAUAUUGUGACCAGUUCAAAGAAAGUAGCUGGAUAAUUAAAUCUGCUGGCAAAACAUGAGCGCGGAUGCCCUCGCCCCCUCUCUGUAUUUUGUACUUUGUUUAAAUUUAAACACAUUUUAAUUUUAAA
Populus trichocarpa (black cottonwood) is the source of this 1333-nucleotide messenger RNA. RefSeq lists its product as uncharacterized. Gene Ontology annotation, molecular function: ubiquitin-protein transferase activity; zinc ion binding. The record is from RefSeq and is a predicted model, not a curated record. Gene Ontology annotation, cellular component: membrane. The transcript has 8 exons. Gene Ontology annotation, biological process: protein ubiquitination. Bases 211 to 1053 code for a protein of 280 amino acids. NCBI's taxonomy places the organism in Eukaryota, Viridiplantae, Streptophyta, Magnoliopsida, Malpighiales, Salicaceae.